Danio rerio (zebrafish) is the source of this 1245-nucleotide messenger RNA. It is a transcript of the gene rab5ab, whose product is annotated as RAB5A, member RAS oncogene family, b. Gene Ontology annotation, molecular function: G protein activity; GTPase activity; GTP binding. NCBI's taxonomy places the organism in Eukaryota, Metazoa, Chordata, Actinopteri, Cypriniformes, Danionidae. Gene Ontology annotation, cellular component: plasma membrane; cytoplasmic vesicle; early endosome membrane. The record is from RefSeq and is marked provisional.
ACGCAAAAGGGGAAGUUGGGAGGAACCUAGAGGAAGAUCUGGUAGUGACCGUCUUGACUUCAGUACAGGAGAUUGGGGUUUUGGGUCAUGGCAGGAAGAGGUGGAGCAACGAGACCUAACGGGCCGAACACCGGCAACAAAAUCUGUCAGUUCAAAUUAGUGCUGCUGGGAGAGUCUGCUGUGGGGAAGUCGAGUCUAGUGCUGCGCUUUGUAAAAGGACAGUUUCAUGAGUUUCAGGAAAGCACAAUAGGAGCCGCCUUCUUGACUCAAACAUUAUGUCUGGAUGACACAACGGUGAAGUUUGAGAUCUGGGAUACAGCUGGCCAGGAGCGCUACCACAGUCUGGCCCCAAUGUAUUACAGAGGAGCACAGGCGGCCAUAGUGGUGUAUGACAUCACAAAUGAAGAAUCAUUUGCACGUGCGAAAAACUGGGUGAAAGAGCUUCAAAGACAAGCCAGUCCAAAUAUUGUAAUAGCUUUGGCUGGGAACAAGGCAGACCUUGCCAACAAGAGAGCGUUGGACUUUCAGGAUGCGCAAUCAUAUGCAGAUGACAACAGUUUGCUCUUUAUGGAAACGUCGGCAAAGACUUCAAUGAACGUCAGUGAGAUUUUUAUGGCGAUCGCAAAGAAGCUCCCGAAGAACGAGCCCCAGCCCGCAGGUGCCAACACAGCCCGCAACAGAGGAGUGGAUCUAACAGAAACAGCACAGCCCGCCAAAGGCCCCUGCUGUAGCACCUAAACCACGCUCCUCACCUCCUAACCAACCGCAUCACAUCUGGACAUGGGGCUCCUCCUUCCAAAACCUCGCUCCUCCUCCUCGGAUUAGCUAAAGACUCUGUAUAGCUGUGUUUCUAAUACUUUCUUUUUUUUUUUACUUUUCAUUUUUAAAGAAGAAUAUGUAAAUCAGCAGUCUACCGGAUGCAUGUAUCACUACAAAAGCUACUCAUUUUAACUUAAUUCAGCAGGAGAACAAAAACAGAUGAGAGAAUGAGAGAGAGAUUGAUAUAUGUAGAGAGAGAGAGAGAGAGAGAGAUUGAUAUAGAUUGAUUGAGUGUGUUUGUAUGCAUUUAAUACCUUAUGAUCAGGCCCCAGGCACAGUCUGCAAUGCUUUUCUGCAAAAGGGGUUUCAAAUAAGCUGUUCCUAAUUGACUGUAGCCAACUUGUUUAAUAAACUUGCAUAACAAUUACGUGGAAAUCUACAUGCAGAUUUUGUCUGGGCCUGUUUACAUUGCAAAAAAAAAAAAAA